Exserohilum turcica Et28A is the source of this 1158-nucleotide messenger RNA. RefSeq lists its product as uncharacterized. The transcript has a single exon. Lineage: Eukaryota; Fungi; Ascomycota; Dothideomycetes; Pleosporales; Pleosporaceae. The record is from RefSeq and is a predicted model, not a curated record. The coding region runs from base 1 to 1158 and encodes 385 amino acids.
AUGUAUCGAUACCCUCCUGUCCCAUGUGCACCUCCAUCUCCGUAUCUCACUCCUCUACAUUAUCCUCACCACUUGACAACACAGUCCUACAGCUCAAGAUACAUGUCCAGGCCCCUCUGGGCAGAACCCCGUCGCUACUACGAGGCGCCGUAUCCACCAUCACCACUACAGCCACCGCAGACGCCCUACCGCCCCGUAGAAACAAACUCCCGCCGUCACUCCAGUCCAGCGCAUCCACGCCAACAAGACCACGUUCCCCGCAAGCCGGGUCUCAGGGACACGCAGCACACCAGACACGUGCAUUUCGACCUCCCUGUUUCGCAGCAAAGCAGCAUUAGGCCCGCAAGAACGGCCGCGAGAGAAGAACAGGAGCGUGUGAGAGAAAGAUACCAGGCACGACGAGAAGAAGAAGAAGAAGAAGAAGAAGAAGAAGAAAAAUCAUAUCCUCAGCCCCAUCACGCCACUACUACUACUACCACCAGCACAUCUCUGUCUCGCUCGCACAACCCCCAAAUGCCGCCUCCAACGACAACAGCAACAACGGCAAAGGAAUUCCAAUCCUACUCUUAUUCACACCAUCACCACCACACUCGACAAAAACACAACACCACACCUCCAACCCUCUCCUACCCCCUCACCAUCCCGCCGCCCCUCUCACUCGCACCGCCCGCCCGCCCAACCGUCUACAUCAUAACAUACUCGACGGACCUGAUCCGCAGCGAGACGUCGGCGAUAUCGCUUCUCGCAUCGCAGGUGCCACGACGGGACCCUCGAAUCCCGCACUUGUACACGAUUGACGCGCGCAACAUGCAGCCGCCGUCGGCGGCGCUGUGCGAGCGGUACUCGGGCAUCUCGCCGCUGAUCCAGGACAUUGUCAUGCAGGAUGCGUGUGCGCGGCGGGCCGCGAGUACUGCAGUGCGCGAGCUGCUGCGGUUUGGCGACGAGGAGAAUCGCAGGGAGAGGCGCGGCCAAGGCGCCCGGAGGCUCGAGGUCAGUAUGAGUGUGUGUUGUCAUGCCGGUACGCAUCGCAGUGUGGCGAUUGCGGAGCGCAUUGCUCAGUGUGUUAAAGCUGAGGUGGGUAGGUUGGGCUGUGAAGAGGGUGUUAUGGUUGUUUGUCGCCAUGUUCAUCGUAUCAAGGGGAGGGCGGAUCCUUUUUAA